GCCGCCCCUUCCGCCACCGCCCCGGCUUCGCGCCGCCCUCGCCUGCCCCGGCCCACGGAGAGGAGCGGGCGGCCGCGGGGGAGAGCGCGUGUGUGGUGGGGUGGGGUGGGCGCUCGCCCGCGGCCUGCUGGCGGCCCCUCCCGCCUGGGCCGCGGCGGGACGGGCGGCAGGUGCCCGGCCGCGGGGCGGUCGGCUGGGGGCGCGCGGCCGCGGAACUGUCCCGGCGUCACUUCGGCGCCUCUGCGCGGAGCCGCCGCUGUCCGUAACCUCCCCCCCCCCCCGCCCCUCCGCGCCCCCCGCCGCCGUCUCUGCCCCAGUCGGGAAGCCGGGCGCCUCUCCCCAAAACACUGCAGUCAAGUCACCAUAUUCCCCUUCCAAACUCUGCAAGGCCCGUUACCUGCUGUGGAUUUAUUGCUGCUGUGUAUGCCAGUGCUGCAACUCCCACUGGUUUCUGAAUCAGGAGAACUAGUAGAUAAAAAGAAGACAGCUCAGUAGAAUUUCAGAUAUGGCAAUGGCAUCUACUGUAAUGGGUUCAGUUCCUACCACCGCAUCUCGUUUUGCUUUACUACAAGUUGAAAGUGAUACUGAAUUGGAGCCUGGAAAAAGAAGUGGCCGAGGUGCCAGUAAAUCUCAGGCUUCAGGGGGAAAAUCAUCUACAAAUGAGAAAAAAAGAAAGAAAAGGAGAAAAAAGAAGGAACAGCAGCAGACUGAGGCCAAUGAGCUCAGAAACCUUGCUUUUAAAAAGAUUCCUCAGAAAUCCUCACGUGGAGGCUGCCUAUCUCAGCAUGAACAAAAACUGCACACUGCAAUGCAGAAGGACUCUCAGGAAGAAAAUUGGCAGGAAUGGAGACAAAGAGAUGAGCAGCUGACAUCUGAAAUGUAUGAAGCUGAUCUUGAAAAAGCAUUGCUGCUAAGCAAACUGGAAUAUGAAGAACACAAAAAGGAAUAUGAAAACGUUGAAAGUACUUCACCUCAGUCAAAGUCUGUGAAUAAGAAAAAGAACCAGCAAGGAAAAGACAAACCUCUCACUGUGUCUCUGAAAGACUUUCAGUCAGACAGUAAUAUAGAUAACCUUGCUAAAAAACAUGAGGAAAUGAACACUUCCCAGUCUUUAUUGCGUGACGGAGGAUUUUUCAACAGGCUAGAAGAUGAUGUUCACAGAAUACUUGAAAGAGAGAAAAGGAGAGUCCAGCUCACUGAUUACAGUGAAGCAGAUAACUGCACAUCUCGUGAACACAACCAGGAGAGUGUUUUGAAAGACGGGAAAACGGAACGACUAAAGCUUGAGCUUGAGAAGAAAGAUGCAGAAAUUGAGCAAUUGAAAAAUAUAAUAACUCAGUGGGAGACAAAGUAUAAAGAAGUAAAAGCAAGAAAUGCACAACUUCUGAAGAUGAUGCAAGAAGGUGAAAUGAAAGACAAAGCAGAAAUACUUCUACAGGUUGAUGAAUCUCAAGUUAUCAAAAAUGAAUUGACCGUACAGGUAACUCUGCUACAUGCGGCAUUAGAGCAAGAAAGAUCCAAGGUGAAACUACUUCAGGCAGAAUUAACAAAAUAUCAGAGUGGAAAAAAAGGGAAAAGGCACUCAGAAUCUGACCAGUGCAGGUGAUCUCCUCUGCCACCAGAUUCAAAGCAAAAAAAAACAUCAACUCUUUCUUCAGGGUUUUGCAGAAAUUUAUAUAUUUGUUGCACAACUGCUCAACUAUGCAGUUUUUGAAGAGAAACUAAUAAUUACUAGUUUGUUUAACAGUCUGAGUAAUUGAUUUGUUGCACUUUCUGCUAUGGAAAAAUUAGAAAAUUAGUAUUGCAGCAGAGCUGAAACUAACUGUUAAUGCCAUUAGUUUUUCAUCAUUCAAUAAAAUUUACUCUUCCAUUUU
Molecule: messenger RNA, 1874 nt
Organism: Tyto alba (common barn owl)
Lineage: Eukaryota; Metazoa; Chordata; Aves; Strigiformes; Tytonidae
Gene: GKAP1
Product: G kinase anchoring protein 1
Exons: 13
Coding region: 506-1606 (366 amino acids)
Biological process (GO): signal transduction
Cellular component (GO): Golgi apparatus
Source: RefSeq, a predicted model, not a curated record